This is a messenger RNA of Nannizzia gypsea CBS 118893, 4224 nucleotides long. RefSeq lists its product as hypothetical. The transcript has 3 exons. Bases 1 to 4224 code for a protein of 1407 amino acids. The record is from RefSeq and is a predicted model, not a curated record. Lineage: Eukaryota; Fungi; Ascomycota; Eurotiomycetes; Onygenales; Arthrodermataceae. Gene Ontology annotation, biological process: double-strand break repair via homologous recombination. Gene Ontology annotation, cellular component: nucleus; chromosome; cytoplasm. Gene Ontology annotation, molecular function: nucleic acid binding; 3'-5' DNA helicase activity; four-way junction helicase activity.
AUGGAAUCCGUCAUUUUUUUCGAUGAGCCACGUGUGAUUGCUACAUCUGUCGCAAAUCAUUUACGAGAACACCAUAAUUUAAAUACUAAAGAAGCCAAUAUCAUAGCCGCAGGCUUUGCUAAAUUUCCAGCUAUUGGUAAUAAUCUCGAUGAUAUUAUAGCAGCUGAGGAAAAGGGCGAAAGCCCUUUUCUAAAUAUUAUGGAUGGUUUUCGAUGCACCUUUCCCGGCUGUACUUAUGCUGGUACUAAACAUACAACAAUGCUUAAACAUAUAAGCAAACACCAAUGGUCUGGUAACACCACCAAAAUUAUUGAGAGUAAAAUCUGCAAUAUUUUCCCGUCCCGGAUGCGCUUCUUCCCCAUCCAUACUCCUACACCCAUAUCCCCCAAUAUCCAGUAUCUUAUGGAUCAAUACAACCAGCACCAGGCAAAUAGAGCCAAAAAUAUCACAAUUGCGCCAAUAAUGGAUCGCAUGACUGAAUGGGAUAAACGCGCCCCCUGGCCCCAGAUAUUUCAAGGUAUUAAUAUGGCAAGUCUCCAGCCUUUUCUAGACCCAGGAUCUUCAGACAUAUACGUCAACUCCAUCCUAGAUCAGGUCUUUGCCGUGGUGGCUACCCAGGAAGUAUAUAUCCGCCGUGUCGUCUAUUCCACAACACCAAAACUGGAAACAAAGCCCCUGAAAAUCCUCUCUGCUGCAACCAAGGCCAAGUAUAUCUCUGCCGCCCGAGACCUCAUCCGCGUAACUUUGGCAUGGGCCAAGAUUCCCAACAUCAUUCCUACCCUUUCCUUGCAUGACUCGGUCCUCAUUCCAGCCCAGGCUGGAAUAUCCCACAUGGAUACCCAGGCAGUCCAUGUGCUUUUCUCUAGCAUCUUUAAGAUGGAUGCAGAAUUUUCACAGUCGCCAAUUAUACUGCUAUUGGGUAUACGAAGCUGGGACUUUAAGGCUCAGCGCUGGCAUCCGCCCUCACAUAUUACACCACUAAUGUCGGCCCUUGUGUAUACCAUACGGGCUUUUAUUCUCUAUACCUCUCUAACUGGAUGCCAUGAUCUCUCCCGCAACGAAAGUAUUGCGGUUAUAAAGAGAGAAUGCAAGAAGUGGUUGGCGUGUGACGAACCAACAGUCUUUGGAGAGUUACUCUCCCUUAAACAACUCGCCCGGACAUUUGCCAAGAGUUAUUAUAAUAAGCCUAAUGUAUUGUGGGCUGACGAUUCAAUGAGCCUAACCUUUGAUGGUAUGGAUAUGGCAAUCACCGAUAUCAAACGAUUCAUACAUAAUACCAUUGAACGUUGUCGAGACGCGCUAUUGGCGGUUAGCUUUCAAGAUGAAGGUCAAUUCGCAAUGGACUUAACCCUCCAUUGCCCCACUCGAUAUACUGAUAAUUGGUCAUAUAUGGUGAGAGAUCAUGGACUUAUCGAGGCUUGUUGUCCCAAGCAGGAUACCUCAAUUCCUAGGCGGUACCUGUGUGAUGGCGUUGCUAAAACAAUUAAGCAAGCAUAUGCCGAGCUUUUCGAGGGAACCACUAUCCAAUCAAAGAAGGUAGACUUAUACCUGAAUAAAUGUGACGUCUUUAUCAACCACCUCGCCCUGGCGAUGGUCGUUACCUGUGGAAUGCCAAUGAGAGGCACCGAGCUGUCCGCCAUUAACUCUCAAAAUACUGGCAACCUUAGCCGCGGGCUAUUCAUCCAUGACGGAACCCUGGCUGUCAUUUGUGAUUACAACAAGACAGAGAGUGUCUCUGGGCACCCGGUUAUUAUCCUGCGGACUCUACCACAUUCCCUAGGAGCUAUGGUUAUUUAUUACCUCGCCCGGGUACGACCAUUUAUCAGUUUCAUCCGCGCAUUACAAUCCGGUCCGUCCCCCCUCGAAUACGAAGGCAGAGAGGCACUGCUAUUCAACGUACCAACAAAAAAUCUCCCCCUCUUCACGUCCGCCAUCUCCAAGACUAUGUCUAACGUGGCCAGCAACUACAUUGGCAAUAUUACACUAUCGCAAUGGCGACAUAUCGCCAUUGCAAUCGACAAACGGCAUCUACGGCGCAAUGAUAUAAAAGAUAUAUCCCACAUUCUACAGGCCGGGCAUACCCCAGACACUGAAGCCCGCCACUAUGCCCUUAGUUUCGAGUCUCUUGCUUCCCUAAGCGACGAGUCCCUGUCCGAAUUCAAAACGGCCAGUCAAACCUACCACACCUUCUUCGACCUCAACCCAUCUCGGCCACGUCCAAAAACAUUUCACAAUCCUGGACCCGCACCUACUCCGCCACCAAGUAAACGUCGGGCACACACACCAGAUAUACACACUCUUGCACCCAAUUCAAGCCACUCAGAUAUCGCUGCAAACCUCGCUCAUUCCAGCCCAGGCUGGAACCUUCCUACACCAAGCAGUAACAAUCACAAGAUGCAGCCAAUUUCGCCUGCACGCGAAGGGAUCAUGGAGGUGAUACCACAAAAUUUACAAGACCCAAUAAAUAUUGACACGUCACGUGAUGUAACAGCCGCGGACAUGGCUGAUGAAGGUCUUAAACGGCUAUAUGGACCAAAGGCGGAGUGGCGCUGUGAAUUACAACGCGAGGCUACAAUUCAUGCUAUUGGCACUGGUAGUCUCCUGGUGGUGAUGCCAACGGGCAUUGGCAAAAGCGUCAUCAUUUUUGUCAGUGCAAUAUUUAAUACCGGGAAGACUACUAUUGUCAUCUCCCCCUUUGUUGCACUGCGGCAGGAGCAAUUGUCUCGCGCAAAGGGCUCUGGUAUUGCCUCUGCUAUUUGGACUAAUCCUCAUGACGCGGCAAGGGCGGGUGUUAUAUUUAUUACACCCGAGGCUGCACUGCAAUUCUCAUUUAAGGCAUGGGCAAAGGCCUUGGCGUCAAAGGGUCAUUUGGCCCGGGUUGUUUUAGACGAAGCUCAUGUAUAUCUCUAUGAUAUCAAAUGGCGUGAGCAGCUUGCGGAAAUGGCAUGGAUGUCGGUCUUGGGGGCGCCCCUCCUAUUGCUAUCCGGCUCACUGCCGCCAAACGACGAGCCUAGAUUAAAGAAUGUCUUGAGGUACACGGAUAUGAGCAUCUUGAGGAUGUCUUGCCGGCGCGACAAUAUUCGGCGGGCUGUUAUCGUUUCCAAAACAACAACCGACGCACGGAAUGCCUUGUUGCCACUGGUUCGCCAGGGCACUAUCGUAUAUACCAUGAACAAAUCCGUGGCGGACGAGAUUGGGACAUUACUCGACUGCCCUGUUUUCCAUACUGGAAUUGCCUCUGAUCGUUGUCGGAGUAUAAUCGAUGGACUAGGUAAAGGAGAGAUUCAAGUGGUGGUUGCCACGUCGGGUCUUGGAACAGGCCUUGACUUUGGCCAUAUCAACAACGUCAUCCACUGGGAAGGUUCCUUUUCACUCAUUGAUCUAGCACAGUCUUCUUCUCGAGGAGGGCGACGCCCGGGCUCUCAGUCCCAUUCCACAAUUAUUACAACGGCUACCAAGGUGCUGCAACUUGGUACCAGCCGCGACAAAGAGCUCCAGAGGCUGGCGCGAUACAUGUCUAAUACCGAAUGUCUCAAUCUUGUCCUCGAUAGCUAUCUUGAUGGCCAUGCCUCCCCAUCCCAGAGGUACUGUGAAGUCCAUAAUUUACCGCCGUGCUCUGCCUGUAGUGGAAGACAGCCAAGUAUACCUACCACGCCGCCACUGCUAAUGCCCCCCCGCGCUACUAAAACCACAACCAAUACCACAUUUAUUGAUACAACCAUACUGCACAAAAUGUGUACUGCCCUCAACUCUGGGUGCAUCUGGUGCCAGCUCCACGACAAACCCUCCACCCAUACGAUGGACGUCUGCUUGGAUAAACCGGCAACUGGCGAUCUGCCUUUUAUCGCCGGCCGAAUUCGGAGACGACAUAAUUUUAAAGGCGGCCAUAUACAUUUUUCGUGUUACCUACCACUCAAGGCACCGUUUCACGGCGACUUCAUCAAUCUUCGUGAAAAGUGUCCUCAUGAUAUGCUGGUCAUUACCGUGGUAUUCUUUGCAUUCAGAAUCCCCCGUUAUCAGGCCCUUAUCGGCAUCAACAUGCCAGAGACGAGUGAGAUGGAAGAAUACCUUGCACUGCCCUGCCCUGAUGUAGUGCAAGGUUCGUUUUGGGCGUGGAGGAACAUUCAGCCUGUGAAGAUUAUCUUCGAAACCUGGAAGUGCACACUCACUUACGUCAACGCCCUCAUGUCCUACCAUAUAUUUCUUAUUUUUUAUACAUCUUAA